Closterium sp. Naga37s-1 is the source of this 1266-nucleotide messenger RNA. NCBI's taxonomy places the organism in Eukaryota, Viridiplantae, Streptophyta, Zygnematophyceae, Desmidiales, Closteriaceae. The record is from the annotation of a GenBank genome assembly.
AUGGCGUUGCGCUCGCAGCAACUACAGCAGCUGACGUCAUCCAGUCAUUUCCCAGCCGUGUUGUCAGCACUGCUCCCGCGUAUCUUAUCCCGCUCCCUCUCCUCCCCCUACCAUGACAUCCACUCCCCCACUCCCACUGCUUCGUCCUCCUCUCCUCGUCUCGCUUCCACCAUCACGCCAUCCACUCCGGCAGCAUCGUAUCCCUGCUCCUUUCCCUUGCCGCCCAGCCCCUCAUCCUCCUCCCAUCCGCCUCCCUCGCUCACUCAACACCAGUCCUCUCACCUUAUCAACCCCGGGCGAAGCUUCCUCUGCCGAUACUCAUCCAGCCUCCCACAGAGCACUGCGUGUAGCAGAACGCUCCUCCAUCCAUUCUCCCUCCAUCGAUCACUCGCCAACCACUCAGACACCACAGUCUAUGGCAGAGCACCAUCCCUUCACCGAACUUUCUCCAACCUUCCAGACAGCACGGUGUAUGGUGGGCCGAAACCGGAGGCGGGGCGGCAGCGGGUGACGCUGCAGCAGGUGUAUGGCGGAGCACCCUCCCUUCACCGAUCUUUCUCCAACCUUCCAGACAGCACGGUGUAUGGUGGGCCAAAGCCCGAGGCGGGGCGGCAGCGGGUGACGCUGCAGCAGGUGGGGAGCAAGUACCGGCGGGGCGAGCCGAUCGUCAUGGUCACGGCCUAUGACUACCCCUCCGCUGUGCAUGUGGACAUGGCGGACAUAGACAUCUGCCUGGUGGGCGACUCAGCAGCCAUGGUGGUGCAUGGAUAUGACACCACUCUGCCAAUUACACUCGAGGACAUGCUGCUGCACUGCAGGGCCGUGGCACGGGGAGCCUCUCGGCCGUUGCUGGUGGGCGACCUUCCCUUCGGCACAUACGAGCAGAGCCCGCAGCAGGCGGUCAACAGUGCAGUGAGACUGCUAAAAGAAGGCAACAUGGACGCGGUUAAGAUAGAGGGGGGCAUACCAGCGCGUGUGGCGGCUGCGCGGGCGGUAUCUGAGGCGGGUAUAGCUGUGAUGGGCCACGUGGGGCUCACUCCACAGGCCAUCAGCUCCCUGGGAGGCUUCCGCCCCCAGGGAAGAUCCGCUGCCAGUGCUCUCAAGGUCGUGCAACAUGCACAGGCCCUGCAAGAAGCUGGGUGCUUCGCGGUGGUUCUUGAGUGCAUGCCAGCAGUGGUGGCAGCAGCAGUCACAGCUGCUGUCGACAUUCCCACUAUCGGCAUCGGUGCUGGCCCUCUUUGCAGCGGACAGGUGAGGAUGGGGUAG